Molecule: messenger RNA, 187 nt
Organism: Closterium sp. Yama58-4
Lineage: Eukaryota; Viridiplantae; Streptophyta; Zygnematophyceae; Desmidiales; Closteriaceae
Source: the annotation of a GenBank genome assembly
UGCCGAUCUUCCUGUCACCUUAUGGCCUCACAUGCUCGCUCAUUCUCAACACCUAUGGGCUCACAGAGGCCGAAUUCUUUGACCAAAACAAGGGGUUUGACUGCCGAGCGCCCAUCCCUGUGAACACAAUCGUCAACGUACCAGCCGGGCUUUCUCGCCGUGCACUGCCAUGUACUCUGCUAACUAU